UCUCUGUGUGGCUUUGGUGCAUGAGCGAGCGAGCAUUCAGCUGCAGAGCCCAUUCAUGCCCUCCUCGCCCUGGAUUUUGUCUCUGCGAUUACCCUGGCUGGCAUCCUCCGCGGUUGUCGGCAGACUGCAGAGGGUAUCGUUUUUGAUGCUCCGUGAGCUCCUAGUACUAGUGUAAUUUUUGGCUGUGAUUUGUUAGUAUUUAUUUUUUUGUUUUUCGAACCGACCAGUUUGGAAGUCGGAGCGGGUCACUAGGGUUCGGUUGGCGUCCGACGCAUCUUGGUCCUGGAAAGGGGGUGAGUGGCUUGAAUUCUGGGCGGCAGUGAGUCUGAGGUAGUUACUGCUGUUGUGGAGGGAGAGAGAGAGCGAGACAGCGAGAGUAUACAUUUUAUUUUGGUUGCAGUGAAGUGGUGUAGAGAGGAGGAGGAGGAGUCCUUCGCGGAAAGGGUGGUUGCUGUUGUGUGAGAAGGGAAUGAAGGUGUGGAUGCAGCCGAGUCUGCAAAGAGGCGUGUGUAAAGUGUUAUCCGACGGAGGUUGGUGCUAAGAUCUUAUGAGCGAGGUCACAGUGCAGGCAGCUCAGUUGAGCGGGCUUUGUGCUUUUCCUGAGCGGAGAGGAUCAAGGGAGUAAGGUGUUGGGAAGCGGAUUAGCAAGACUUGGUUGAGGAGUGUGCAUUCCCGGACAGUGAGGUGGAGUUGAGGUAUUUCCAGCAGCAAAAAAUCUGGGCCGGGAAAUUCAGAAGCGUUAAGAGACAAGCGCUGGAGGUUAGUGUUUCUAUCGCCGCAAACGACAAAGGUGUGAAGAGCUACGAAGAUUCAGGGGAUCGAUAAUCAACAGAGAUUGAAGCUUUUUUGGGGGAAAAAAAAAUGUUUUGGCGAGUGCCUGGCUUAUCGACCACUUCUCCGGUUGACUCGGUGCUGGAUAAGGAUGUCUACACUUUGGAAGAGCUCCUGGAUGAAGAUGAAAUCAUUCAAGAGUGCAAAGCUCUUAAUAGCCGGCUAAUCAACUUCUUGCGUGGGAAGGCUCAAGUGGAAGCGCUGCUUCGUUAUGUGGUUGAGGAGCCACCAGAGGACGCCGAUAGCAAGCGUUCAUACAAGUUUCCAUUUAUUGCAUGCGAAAUUUUCACAUGUGAAAUAGAUGUCAUAUUCAAGACUUUAGUUGAGGAUGAGGAGAUCUUGAAUUUUCUCUUUUCUUUCUUGGAGGCCGAUAGGCCACAUGGGACGUUGCUGGCAGGUUACUUUAGUAAGGUUGUUAUUUCCUUGUUGCUUAGAAAGACCGUUCCAGUGAUGCGUUAUUUGCAAACUCACCAAGAGAUGUUGAAGAAGUUGGUUGAUUUAAUUGGUAUUACUUCCGUUAUGGAGGUGCUGAUUCGGCUUGUCGGCGCAGACGAACAUAUGUAUGUCUUUCAUGUAGAUUCACUACAAUGGUUGGCAGACACGGAUCUAUUGGAGAUGCUUGUAGACAAGCUUAGUCCACCGAACUCUUCAGAAGUUCAUGCAAAUGCCGCAGAGACUUUGUCAGCUGUGACGCGUAUUACUCCAUCUGCACUUGCUUCAAAACUUUCUAGCCCAAAGUUUGUAGGGCGUCUCUUUCAUCAUGUAUUGGAGGAUCCGGAGUCCAAGUCUACUCUUUUGCAUUCGCUUUCUGUUUGUAUAUCUCUCUUGGAUCCAAAGCGAGCUGCUUCAAUAGCGGCUGCAGGAGCCGCUCGCGGUCAGCACUUUAUUGAACCUGUAAUUACCGCAAACCCGGAGACCGUUGAAGGCAUGCUUCAAAGAUUAGGGGACUUGCUAGCAGUAUUGGACGUCUCGAAGGAUGAGAAGAUGUUACCUACGACUUAUGGACGACUUCAGCCACCGUUGGGUGUUCACAGGCUAAAGAUUGUGGAGUUCAUCGCGGUUCUGUUGAGAGCCAACAGUGAUGGUGCUAGACACGAGUUGGUCAACUCUGGAGCAAUUCAACUUGUGUUGAAGCUUUUCUUUGAUUAUCCCUUCAAUAAUAUGCUGCAUCAUCAUGUGGAGAGUAUUGUGACUUCGUGCUUGGAGAGCAAUAAUCAAAAACUGAUCGAUCACUUAUUUCAAGACUGUAAAUUUUUGGAUAAAUUACUCGCCGUUGAUGAGAAUCCGUAUGCCCCAGACAGUCAAGCAGAACAGUCAAAGCCGACUGUCAGUAAAUCAAGCACAAGAAUUGGGAACAUGGGUCAUCUUACUCGUCUCGCUAACAAGAUCAUUCAAGCCUCUUUGCUGAAUCCUAAGAUUCAGGGUCAUCUACAGGAUAAUUCAAAGUGGAGUGAGUGGGUGUCAAAAGUUUUGCAGCCACGAAACGUAAUUGAAAACGUGUUUCACUGGUCUUGUGGACGGCCUACUGCUGUUCAGGAUCGUCCUGUGGACAGUGACGACGAUGACUUCCGUGAUAGGGAUUACGACAUACCAACCAUGGCUACUAACAUCAAUCGCGAGGUUUAUCGGUACGGCAUGUUUGACAAUGACGAUGCUGAAGAGGGUCAUGGGGCCAUGGAGAGAGAUGAGGAGGACAUGUUUUUUGAUGAUGAGUCUGCUGAAGUUGUUAUUUCAUCUUUGCACCUUGGCGAAGAUCAGGACAGUGGUAGGGCAGACAGCAUGUUCCGUCCAAAUUCCAACUGGUUUGCUUUUCAAGAUGAUUUUACUAGGUCAACAGAAGAAUCAAUUCCAACAUUUCUUGUUACGUCUUCUCCACCUUCUCGGAACGAAGGACUAACCGCAAAUUUAGUCUCCCCUCCUAACAGCAGUGGGGACAGCAGCAGUGAUGAUGAAGUGGUUUUGGGAGAAGAUGAAGAUCUUGUAGACACUGCUAGUUCGGCAAAAAUGACUUCGAAAUUUGAGUCCGAUCUUUUUAAUGGAAUAAAGCACGAAAGCAAAGAUAGUCUAACAUACCAUUCUUUAAAUGACUCAGAAUUUAGUUCAAAGCUUGAAAAGGUAGAUCUAUCGGACGAUCCAUCAUUGUCCCAGCGACGAGAAGAACCCAGUGCAGAGCACGUGGAAACAGCUAGACAUGGUCUUGAUUCAACCGACGUUGAUAUGAAGCCCGAGUCACCUUUUUCCGAACUUGUAUUUGCUGGUGCUGAUUUGGUUCCGAUGGGCCACUCGAUCAAUCCAAUAACGGGUGCAGAAGUCGUCGGUGUUGAUCCUGACGGCACAGUUGAAAGCAUGGAAAAAAUGCUGAAGGAGGGAGUUGUAGGUGAGGCUGGACCUUUGUUUAAGGGUAAUCAUGAGAGUAAACGAGAGUCUGAUACAAAAGAAUCUGCUGGCGGUGAUUCUGAUUUCAACGACUUGAAUUAUUGGCGCAGUGAAUACAUACCGUCCGAUGUCGUGGAAAAGUUGUGAGGUCCAGUGAUCCUGUUUUAGUCUGGUUUGUAUAUCUCUGAUGGGUACUACUUACCCGCUUGAUUGUUUUAGAGAGCUUCCCGUUGAGCCAGAGAUCUUUAGCUCAAUUUUCUGUCUAGUGUCUCAUUACAGCUUCAUAUUAACAUCGAUUUGCCAGCAUCUUGUUGGUUAAUUGAGUAAAUUCACAUUGUAAGCGGAUGUUCCAACAGUCCACCCACUUCUGCAAGCUUGUACUUAUCUUAAA
Molecule: messenger RNA, 3598 nt
Organism: Physcomitrium patens
Lineage: Eukaryota; Viridiplantae; Streptophyta; Bryopsida; Funariales; Funariaceae
Molecular function (GO): protein phosphatase binding; protein phosphatase regulator activity
Source: RefSeq, a predicted model, not a curated record